UUCUAGUGAUGGGUCGUUCUUGAACGAUUCGUUCAUUUUGAACAAAUCUUCAAUAUGACUCGGGAACUACGAGUCCUCUCAGGGAGUGAUUCGUUCAUCCGCGCGUGCGCACAUUUGUGCAGGUGGUAUCGUUCAUUUCAAGUCUUUUGAGUCGUUCAUCGCGGAAAGGCAUACGCCAGUCAUUUGCGUUUAGAGCAGGUUUAGAGCCGGAAAGUGAAUUGAUCCGUUCAUCUCUCGAGUCCCCUAUCGGGUUUGAGUCAUUCGUUCCUCACGUCCAAUCAUAUGCGUUUAGAGCCGGAAAGAGAUUUGAUCCGUUCAGCACUCGAGUCCUCGUGUUUGAGUCAUUCUAUCGCGUGAUGAACGAACGACUUAAGAACCAGAAGACUCGAAAGGUGAACUAAUCAUCAUGGCUCCUGUCUGCUCAGACUGUGUACAUUGAUUAAGAUUAUAUGUGACUGUCAGAGUAACGUGAACGAACCACUGACAUUUGAAGACAUGAAGAGGUGAGCUGAGCAAAGAGACAAAAAUACCUUUAUAGACAAAAGAGCAGCUAAACCACGCCCUCGUUACGCGAUGGUUGCGCUUACGUAACGUCAACGUCUCAGUGCGGGAGAAGAGCGGGAGAAACUUCUGGAAGCAUUGAACUUCGGUGGGGGACGAGGCAAGCCGUGGAAGAGCAAUCUUAAUAAUCUACAUUUAUGCAGUGCAGGUACUGUAAAUACGCGUCUGCCAGUCAAAAUUUGCUGUUAAGACACUACAGGCUCAAGCACUGGUACCCAAGCCGACGUGUACCAUUGGUAUGUCUGUUCCCUGAGUGUGUCUGCACUUUCAAAACACCAGGUGCACUAAAAAGUCAUCUAUAUAGAGUCCACACAAAUUCUGAUAAAAGGACAGAGCAAGCCACAUUUAACUGUGACUUGUGUGAUUAUCACAAUGUUUGUUCUGAAAAAGUUUUUAUGCGGCAUCUGGGUACACACCUGAAAAGAAAUGAGACUGUACAAUGCCCGUUUCUGCACUGUAAUUUUCAGACCAAUGUCUAUGUUACAUUUCAUAGCCACAAGUCCAAACAUCACAAAACACAGACUGCAAGUGAUUAUAAGUCAUCAGUUGUAACUGUCAGUCGCGGAGAUUCCGAUAACUCACCAGAUUCAACUUCAGAGUGCUUUGAAGAUACAUCAGAUAAAGAAAUAGAAUCAGAAGCCGAUGAAGUUGAUGUUGACCAAAUUCUUGAGAAGAAAUUGGCGUGUCUGUUUCUUUGUAUGCAGACAGAAUUGGGUGUAUCUAGAAAUGCUACAAAGCAGAUUUUCCAUUGUCUCAAUGAAAUACAAAUUCUUUCUAAACCAUCCAUAGAAAAGGUAAUUCAAGAUAUUUUAUGCAACCAUAACUGUAAUGUUGAGCAGUCAGUAAUCACAGAAAUCACUGAGGCUGUGCACAGGAUAAAUCCUCUUUAUGCUACCACUGAAAAGGGAACCUUGUCUACUGAUUAUAAACGGAACAUUUAUUUCAAACAACAUUUUGAUGUUGUUGAACCAGUUGAGUUUGUGUUCAGUAGACCAAAAAACAAAACCUUUGUGUAUGUUCCGAUUCUUGAGGUCUUGAAAAAGUUUCUAAGCACUAGUGAGAUAAGUCAGAAGACUUUUUCUAAUACUUCCACAAAUGGCUUUUAUGCAUCUUGUUUUGAUGGCCAGCACUUUAAAGAGCAUCCUUUGCUCUGUGCUGAGAAUUUCUCUAUAUCACUUGGCCUGUAUAUUGAUGACUUUGAAGUUGCCAAUCCAUUGGGAACUUCGCGUAAAAAACACAAGAUUACAGCAGUCUACUGGGUGAUUCUGAACUGGCCCUCCCAAUUCAGAACAAAUUUGCACUCUAUUCAACUAGCCCUGUUGGGUAAGAGUUGUGAUGUAAGAGAAUAUGGCUAUGACAUGUUUUUUGAGCCAUUAAUGAAGGAUAUACAGACACUUGAGAAGGAGGGUUUGUAUUUAGAUCAGUUUGGGGAAAAUUUCAAAGGAACUGUUGUGACUGUGUCUGCAGACAAUCUAGGGGCACAUGGCCUGGCGGGAUUCCAGGAAUGUUUUCAUGUUGGCAAGUUCUGUAGGUUUUGUCUUGCUUCUUUUCAGGACAUACAGACAUCUAGUGUGAGCAAGGGACAUUUUCCCCUAAGAAAUAUUCAACAGCACAAUCAGUUUGUUGAGGAAUUGAAAGCAAACCCAGCUUUGUCAAAUGUGCAGGGGGUAAAAGGUGAAUGUGUCUUGCAGUCUCAUCUCGAUUGGUUUCAUCCAGUAACCGGAUUUCCGCCCGAUCCGUUGCACGAUUUGUUUGAAGGAAUUGUGCCAUUUGAGUUGUCUUUGUGUCUCCAGAAGCUAAUAGCUGAAAAGUAUUUCACUCUUGACCAGUUGAAUGGUACAAUUCAAUCUUUCCCUUACUGCUUUUCUGACAAGGUGAACCGCCCUCAAAAAAUACCCAAAUCAUUUUCCUCCAAAAAAUCAAUUGGUGGAAAUGGACAUGAAAAUUGGACCCUGAUUAGGCUCCUACCACUCAUGAUUGGUCACAUUGUUCCAGAAACUAAUAAAGCAUGGCAACUUUUGAUGGAACUGAAAGAUAUAGUUGAGCUUGUUGUUUCACCCAAAUUUUCAGAGGACAGUCUUUCCUACCUGGAGACUAAAAUAUCAGACCAUCGCAGCCUUUUUCAAGAAGUGUUUCCAAAUGAAAAAUUAAAACCAAAACACCAUUUCCUGGAACACUACCCAGACCUCAUACGCUACUUUGGUCCUUGUGUGGAGUUGUGGACAAUGCGGUUUGAGGCUAAGCAUAGUUUCUUUAAACGAGUUGUCCAUAACACACACAAUUACAAAAACAUAUUACAGACAUUGUCUACCCAGCACCAACUGAUGGUUGCACAUGCCCUGCAGUCUCCCAACUUCUUCACACAGUCCAUUCAUGUUGAAAAAUUAAACGUUUUGAAGAUGUCCUCUCUAGAAAGACGGGUGAAAAUAGCUGUAGAGAAAAAGUUUUCCAACCUUAAAACUGUAUCUCUUGCGUCAAAUGCUGUGAUGCAUGGGACCUCAUACUCCAAAGAUAUGAUGGUGUCAGUUGGACUCUGUGGUGGCUUGCCAGAGUUUGCAAAGAUCUGGUGCAUUUUGUUAGUGGACAGUGAGGUCUCAUUUGUGCUGGAGAGAUAUUCUUCUUGGUAUGUAGAACAUCUUGGGGCCUUUAAGGUUGAAUCUCUACCAUACGAAGAUCUGAUUGUUACUGAGCUGAGGUGUUUACAUGACUUCUAUCCACUUGUAGCCUACAGUAUUGGAAGAAACCUCAUGGUGACACCGAAACGUUUUUUGUUACAUUAAAGUGAAUUUGUCCUCUAAAACUGAUAGAGGCAUUAACAUAAGCACACAAGUUAACAUGAUUACUCAAAUGUUUUUUUAAUU
Molecule: messenger RNA, 3422 nt
Organism: Danio aesculapii
Lineage: Eukaryota; Metazoa; Chordata; Actinopteri; Cypriniformes; Danionidae
Exons: 3
Coding region: 699-3341 (880 amino acids)
Source: RefSeq, a predicted model, not a curated record